Messenger RNA from Penicillium cosmopolitanum, 2088 nucleotides. RefSeq names its product T6SS phospholipase effector Tle1-like catalytic domain-containing protein. The transcript is spliced from 3 exons. Lineage: Eukaryota; Fungi; Ascomycota; Eurotiomycetes; Eurotiales; Aspergillaceae. The record is from RefSeq and is a predicted model, not a curated record. Bases 1 to 2088 code for a protein of 695 amino acids.
AUGACACCUACAGACACUGAGAUCAUCCCAGGCGAGGACUGCGUCCUUCGUCACAGAAAGGAUGCGCAACGCGCCCCCACUCGCAAGCGCAUUAUUAUUUGCUGCGACGGCACCUGGCAAUCUGCUGUGUCUGGCAAGAAGAACGUCCCGUCGAAUGUUACCCGUCUGUGUCGGUCGCUAAACCACACUGGCACAGAUGAGCAUGGCAAUCAGUGGCAGCAGGUUGUCUGGUAUGACUCUGGAGUCGGAACUAGCCCUGGUUUGGUGGAAGAUGUUGUUGAGGGUGCAUUUGGUGAAGGUGUUGAGCAAAACGUCAUUGAGGCAUACAACUUCUGUGUUUUAAACUAUCAUCCCGGCGACGAGAUUAUGUGCUUUGGUUUCUCGCGCGGCGCGUAUACGGCUCGCACCAUCGCAGGAUUGAUCUCAGAUGUUGGUAUCUGUCAUAAAUCUGAGCUGAAUAGCUUUCCAGAUCUAUGGCGCCAAUACAAAAAGGUUAAGAAGGGGAAGCGCUUCGAUCGAAGUGAUCUAUGGUUCGAUUGGAUGUUCGGAAAAGCCGAUGAAAAUCAAGGUGCUGGCACUGAGGGCAACCGAGAGUUUCGCUAUGAACAUGCCCCGCAGGGUGACUGGGCACAGGAAGGAUCGAGGGAGGUAAAAGUUGUGGGAGUAUUUGACACAGUGGGCUCCAUCGGCAUGCCGCAGGUACUUGGGUUUAAGCUACCAUCUACGGGUAAGGAUGGCUGGCAUAAUGUUGGAUUGUCACCAAAUAUUAGACACGCCUUCCAAGCCUUGGCCUUAGACGAACACCGCCAAUCAUUUACUCCUUCGGUCUGGUACCUACCGAACAAAGCCUGUACGCGAGAGGAUGUGGAGGCCAGGAAAAAGGAAGAAGCAGAAGCCGAAAAACGAUACUCGGAGGUCCUACAAGAGGCAAUCAAUCUCAAGAAAGGUGGCCAGGCAACCGACGCUCAAGUGAACGCUGCCGCAAAAACUGUCAACCAAGUCGCCAGAGCGUGGAACAAAGUAACUCGACGACGAAUGAAAUCUGAGGAAAGAUUCAAAACUCAGUCCGAGCUGAAACAAGUGUGGUUCCCUGGUUACCACGUUAACAUUGGCGGAGGAGACAUGGGUACCUUGGAUAAUGUCGGUGACAUGGAGGAGAUGUCUAAUAUUACCUACUCAUGGAUGUUGGAUCAGAUCAAGAAUCACCUCUCCGUUGAUGAGCGCUUCGUUAUUCAGGCUAUGAAAGCACGCGAAGAAUACCUUCAAACGCUGAACAAGAAAUACGAGCACUGGGAAGCCUCUGUCAACACCUUGAAGAGGGAUUCAUUCAGGCAAUGGGUGUCCAACGCUAUUGAAACCAUCAUGCACCCCACAAAAAUGCUGGAUCCUCCAGAGUACAAGGGUAUCCGACGCUAUGGCUGGGGAGAAGGCAUUCUGAUCAACAGCUAUAGUCUUUUCUAUCAUCUGAAUGGGAAAAAAUGGCGUACCCGGGACAGUACGGCACAAGGAAUGACAAUGCAUAUCCAUCCUGUCGUGAACUACAGGGUGGAGCGAAUGAAGACACUCCACAAACAGGACAGCAAACAGCACUCCUUGUACAAGCCUCUUGCUCCUAAUUCGGAAUACAAACGCUGGAAGGAGCUAGAUGAUCAAGGAAACGUCAUUCAUAAGUACAAAUUUGGGAACUCGUCCAAGGCUGUACCGGAGUGGAAGCUCGGUGUACAGGACUCUUAUGAGCGACUUGCAAUUGCAGGAUUACCUGCUUACGACUAUGUGGAUGCUUUGGACGACGAGCUGAACAGUGGAUUCCGAACUGAGCGUUUUGACUUCGAUUCUUACUGCAAAACGGAAUAUGGCCUAAAGCCUUCCAUUAUCAAGAAGCUUCGUGACUCGGAUACUCAGGCCUCACACGAUGAAAAUGAGGGCUGGGGUGCGCAAUCCCAAUCGACAGUCUUUGACCCUAUUGUUCAACCUGAGGAUUCAAAGGCAGCCGAUUCGUCAAAGCAGCCCCUUGCAGACAAAAGCGCUCCCUUGGAAGGUCUGAAGCAAAAUGACCCACAGCGAUUGUGCUUGAGCACCGUACAUUGA